UCGAAUCAGCGAGAUGGUGGUGACGACGACGACGACGGAUACCGCGGAGUCGUUGCACUCCACCUUCGCCUCCCGUUACGUGCGCGCACUGCUUCCCAGGUAUAAGAUUCCGGAGAGGGUGAUACCGAAGGAUGCGGCGUACCAGAUAAUCAACGACGAGCUGAUGCUGGACGGGAACCCGCGGCUGAACCUGGCGUCGUUCGUGACGACGUGGAUGGAGCCCGAGUGCGACCGCCUCGUCAUGGCCGCCCUCAACAAGAACUACGUCGACAUGGACGAGUACCCCGUCACUACCGAGCUCCAGGUUCAAAACGAAUAUGAAUAUUACGUAUAG
Ananas comosus (pineapple) is the source of this 334-nucleotide messenger RNA. RefSeq names its product glutamate decarboxylase 5-like. Gene Ontology annotation, cellular component: cytosol. Lineage: Eukaryota; Viridiplantae; Streptophyta; Magnoliopsida; Poales; Bromeliaceae. Gene Ontology annotation, molecular function: glutamate decarboxylase activity; pyridoxal phosphate binding. The record is from RefSeq and is a predicted model, not a curated record. The transcript has 2 exons. The coding region runs from base 14 to 334 and encodes 106 amino acids. Gene Ontology annotation, biological process: L-glutamate catabolic process.